AUGGUUACCAAAUUAACCUAUAAAGUUGUGUAAAAGUCUAAUAGAUUUCCAAAAAUGUCCAGUGCUAAGUCCGGAAUUUUCUGCUCAAUCCAAAAGUUUCGCCAAUUAUCCUCUUUUCGUAGAGGCAUAACUGGCGGGAGGGUCAUGUACACGAAACCUUCGCAGAGUGAACCCAAAUCUAAUGUAGCAGCUGUACCUGGACUCAGUGGAAAUGUAGUACAGGUGAUUCAGGAACCAGUAGGCCCUGGAGCUGGAAAAGCGACCAACUACAAAAAUCCUGAAUAUUUUUGCUACAAUAACACCAGUUAUUUUGAAGCUGAAGUUGAAAUGUUGAAAUACAGAUGCCCACAACCAUCCAGCAAAAAGUAAACCUAAUAUUUGUCAGAUUAUUUAAAUAUAUUAGUUGUAAAUAGCAA
Molecule: messenger RNA, 416 nt
Organism: Nicrophorus vespilloides
Lineage: Eukaryota; Metazoa; Arthropoda; Insecta; Coleoptera; Silphidae
Gene: NdufV3
Product: NADH dehydrogenase [ubiquinone] flavoprotein 3, mitochondrial
Exons: 1
Coding region: 55-369 (104 amino acids)
Cellular component (GO): mitochondrion
Source: RefSeq, a predicted model, not a curated record